Molecule: messenger RNA, 1555 nt
Organism: Anthonomus grandis grandis
Lineage: Eukaryota; Metazoa; Arthropoda; Insecta; Coleoptera; Curculionidae
Exons: 9
Coding region: 252-1520 (422 amino acids)
Source: RefSeq, a predicted model, not a curated record
UUUAAUAUUAUUGAUUUCCUUUUAGAGAUAAGUUAAUAAUUGAUAAACGGUAUUGCAUAAUUGGUAAAGUAUGAAACUAUGUGGCCUUGGUUUAAUGAUAAUUGAUAAAUGGCACUUCUAUAUAUUUGUGUUCUAUGGCUACGUGGCUUUUAUUUAAAUAGUUGAUCAACGGUACUUCUUCUUAUAAAGUACGUGGCUUUGGUUCAAAGCAGAAGUCUGAAGAAGGCAUUCCUGCAAAGUUGAUUUGCACCAUGUCCGUUGCAGAAUUAACAAAAAUAGUGUCUCCAGCCUUUACCGAAACAGUUUUAUUAGAUAUAAUUGGUCGCAAGCACCCUUUAAAGGAUUUGCAAAUAUUAGAAAUCGAAAUCGAUAAUGCUGGUACUAAAAAGGGGGAUUCGUAUUUAAGUACUAUCUCUCGGUUUAAAAUCACUGCUAGUGGGGUUAACGAUGGUGGGAAAACUGAAAAAGUGAUGAUACCAGUUAUUGUCAAAUUUUUCCCCAAAAAUGUCCCAAGGCAAAAAACAUUUCGAUCAGCGGAAUUUUUCAAAACGGAGAUACAGUUUUACUCGUUGGUAUGGCCGGAGAUGCAAAAAACUAAAUUAGAAAAACAUCAAGACGAACCAGACAUAGUCCCACUGUAUUUGGCAGGUUAUGUGGACGGCCAAAACGACUUUAUAGCGCUAGAAGACCUCAGCUACGAUCACUUCAAAUCGUCAGGGCGUAAUGACGACAUUACAAGGGAGAAACUGUCGGUAUUCUUAAAAACUCUUGCCCACUUCCACGCUUUAGGUAUAGCAACGAAAUUAAGAAAUCCGGACUUUGAAAAUAUCGCCUCGUCGGCCCUAGAAGAGACUUACUUUGCCGAAAGAUUACGUAGCUGGUACGAGAAUUUUAUGUAUCAAAGUAUGAGGCCUAAAUAUAUACAAGCGGCCAAAGCACUUUUGCCCAGCAAAUAUGAGAAGAAGAUUUCCGAUUUGUUUUCUAAAGAUUUAUUUGGUGAAGCCAUAAAAUGUUGCAUUGCUCGCAAUAAAUUAACUUCGGUCACUGAAGGGGAUUCUUGGCUGCCAAACUUCAUGUUUAAAGAAGAGAAUGGACAACUGAGAGCUAUGCUUAUAGAUUUUCAACUGGCAAGAUAUGGACCGAUAACGAACGACUUACUGCACUUUUUAAUAUCAGGAGGACCAGAGCAGUUGCUUGAAAAUCAUUGGGAUGAAUUGAUAGCGGAGUAUCAUCAAUAUUUAAGUGAAAAGAUUGAACAGCUCACUGGAAAAAAGGAUUAUAUUACUUUGGAGGAAAUCCAUGACCAAAUUAGGAAAUAUCCGUAUGUUGGAGUCGUUAUGGCCCUGGAGAGCACUCUCAUGUCUCUUUUGAAGGACAAUGAAGUGGCUGAUUUGGACUUUUUGGAGGGUAACGACGCGUAUCCCCUAGAAGUAGUUUGGAAGUUACCAGACUUCGACCAACCGAGGAUCCAAAGACUGGCCUUCCUGGUCAAACUGUUCGUCGAAAAAGGCCUUAUAUGAACAAAUAAAAACAAGAAAACAUUAAGAAAGAAAAA